UCUCCUUGUGCAGUUAAGAUCGUCUAGUGUCAAACGCAACAAAAAUAAAGUUAUUAUUCCAACACUGAGGAUGCCACAUGGGAGUCCUGUCAAGGAAGGGAGACUGGAGCUUGAAAGCGGGAUUUCUGCGUCUUUAACCGGACACUGAAGCGAAGGAAGGAGACAGCCGGACAAACCACCUUCAUUUUUUUCUUUUUUUCUUUUUCUCUUCUUUUCUUUUUUUUUUUUGGAUUGGUCCAAAUUUUAGAUUUUUUUUGGCGUGCCCCUUGGACUCCUGCACAAUGGGGAUUAUGCUUCAAGUUAUUCUAGGAAUGUUUCAGUUCCUGCUGCUGACCAGAAUACCGACGUCUCAUGCCAAGCUUGCCCACUGGCGGCCAGCAGACUCCCCCAAAUCCAGAGAAGGUCGAGAAGUGCGGCGGUGGUUGGAGGUGUACUCAAGGAGUGGAUGUGAGCCUCGGGACACUCUGGUGGAGGUUUGGCGAGAGUUGCCGGGGGAGACCCACCACCUUUUUGUCCCUUCCUGCGUGUCGGUGAGGCGAUGUGGCGGCUGCUGUGCUGACGAGGCCCUAGAGUGUGUGCCCUUGCUCACUCACACGCUCACCAUGGAGCUGAUGAGGACCUCCUUCAUGAAGCAUGAGCUCAUCGAGUUGCCCUUUGUUGAGCACAGCCAGUGUGAGUGCAGAUUAAAAGAACAUUUCCAGCCAACACCUACGACAAGGCCGCAUCUGAAGCCACCAAGAAAAGACAAGAAAAGGGAGAGGGGAAAGUCCAGACAGAAGAGCGGAGCCACCAGAGCCGCGACCCAUGCUCCCCCAGCUCUGCCUCCCCCAUCCUCUCCUCCUCCUCCAACACCUCCUCCCACCAUCUUCCUUCCCUCUCCCUCUCCCUCUCCCUCUCCCUCUCCCUCUCCCUCUCCGUCUCCGUCUCCGAGGCCUUGUUGCCGCCCCUGUAAGGGGAGAAAGUGGGCAUUGGAUGCAACGUCGUGUGAGUGUCGCUGCACCAUCAGAGCUGAGAGCUGUAGCCAGAAAGGUCGGAGGCUCAACCCUCACCGCUGCAGGUGUGAUGCCAUAAGGACUUGAUGUGUCCGUCCACUUUCUUUUCACCUCCUUCUCUCUCUCCAACUACCCCUGCUAAUUCAUCGUCCACUCUCAGCAUCACUGCCAUGGAGCAUACAGACGCUUGGACAUCCAGUAUCUCAGAUUGAAGGAAAUAUUAGCAGAAGCACACACAAGAACCUGUAGUAGCACUCUAGUAAAGCAGACAUGCAGCAUUACAGCCUCAAUAUACUGAAGAUCUACAUGUGUGUGUCUGUGUGCAGCCAAACAUCUUACCGCCUCCUCGCUUCUGUGGAAAAGCUUCCAUCAGUCCACAUGUACAUGCCUGUACAGACGUGUAGAGUCACACUACUCACCCAAUGAGUGGAGGGAUGAAAGUGGCAGAAAAAGGGUGACUUUGAGAGAUGUGGAAAUACCCAGAAAAAAAUCUUUCUUGGUGGACACAAGCCAACAGUUGAACAUGCUCCUGUCCUGCUGUGGCUUGGACAUUGGACCCAAGAUAUUCCCCUUCCCUGCAGAGAACAGUGGAGACAGGAAUGAUCAUACUAUACAAGAACAACAGAGAUGAACUGGACCGGUCUUUCGCAGGUGUCCUACGUUUUCAUGCUUCAGUGGAAGUUGUGACUUGCUGCUCACAAGGAAACUACACAUGGAGAUGUUAAGUGAAGGCCAAUGUUUGUGCAGAGGAUUUGAAAAACAUUGGGAACAGAUUAUUAGUGGACACAUACUCACUCAGACAUACCAGAAGGACAUAAGACAUGCACAUGAACUGGCACCCCAGUGUGUGUGGACCUAUAGUUUAGCUGAAUGCUGGAAAUGGAGUGUAUCUGUGUGGUCUCCCCUCUGAAAGACCCAGAUGGGUUAUCCCUGCAGCCGUUUUCUCUCAUUCAAAGCAUAUGACCACAGGCUGGCUCUCCAAGCCGCUUUCCGGCAUUUGUUUAAUUUGGGCCUUUUGUCUCCAUCUUUUCUCGGCACCUCGAUUGAAAGCAGCCGCUUUGCCUCUCUUUGCCUCUCUUUUAGGCAGUGAGGAGAAUGACAAUAAUGAGGCCUGGCGGCUGUCCACUACUUCACACACAAACAUUCACACUUAUAACACCAGGAACAGAGAUAGCACUGCAAAUGCAGACACAUACAACCUCACUCACUCUGUGCUAUAGCAGACAGACACACACACACACACAUAUAAAUAUAUAUAUAUACACACACA
This is a messenger RNA of Seriola dumerili (greater amberjack), 2262 nucleotides long. It is a transcript of the gene vegfba, whose product is annotated as vascular endothelial growth factor B. The transcript is spliced from 8 exons. Gene Ontology annotation, biological process: response to hypoxia; positive regulation of angiogenesis; induction of positive chemotaxis. Gene Ontology annotation, molecular function: heparin binding; chemoattractant activity; growth factor activity. The record is from RefSeq and is a predicted model, not a curated record. The coding region runs from base 282 to 1079 and encodes 265 amino acids. Lineage: Eukaryota; Metazoa; Chordata; Actinopteri; Carangiformes; Carangidae. Gene Ontology annotation, cellular component: membrane.